This is a messenger RNA of Rattus norvegicus (Norway rat), 1461 nucleotides long. RefSeq names its product serpin family A member 6 (gene Serpina6). The record is from RefSeq and is marked provisional. Bases 72 to 1262 code for a protein of 396 amino acids. The transcript is spliced from 5 exons. Gene Ontology annotation, cellular component: extracellular region. NCBI's taxonomy places the organism in Eukaryota, Metazoa, Chordata, Mammalia, Rodentia, Muridae. Gene Ontology annotation, molecular function: serine-type endopeptidase inhibitor activity; steroid binding.
CCUGGGCAGCAAAGCACAACCAGAAGGAACAGCCGGAGCCCACAGCAGCAGACGGCCUGGUCAACUGAACAAUGUCACUCGCCCUGUAUACCUGCCUCCUCUGGCUCUGCACCAGUGGCCUCUGGACUGCCCAAGCCAGCACUAAUGAGAGUUCAAAUUCUCACCGAGGCCUGGCUCCCACCAAUGUUGACUUUGCCUUCAACUUGUACCAACGCCUAGUGGCCCUAAAUCCAGACAAGAACACCUUAAUCUCCCCAGUGAGCAUCUCCAUGGCUCUGGCCAUGGUAUCCCUUGGCUCUGCCCAGACUCAGUCUCUCCAGAGUCUAGGCUUCAACCUCACAGAGACCUCUGAAGCUGAGAUCCACCAGAGUUUCCAGUACCUCAAUUACCUUCUCAAGCAGUCCGAUACUGGCUUAGAGAUGAACAUGGGCAAUGCCAUGUUCCUCCUCCAGAAGCUGAAGCUGAAGGACUCGUUCUUAGCAGACGUCAAACAAUACUAUGAGUCAGAGGCCUUGGCCAUCGAUUUCGAGGACUGGACUAAAGCCAGCCAACAGAUCAACCAGCAUGUCAAGGAUAAGACACAGGGGAAAAUUGAGCAUGUGUUCUCAGACCUGGAUAGUCCAGCCUCCUUCAUCCUGGUCAACUACAUCUUCCUCAGAGGCAUAUGGGAACUUCCCUUCAGCCCAGAAAAUACUAGAGAGGAGGACUUCUAUGUGAAUGAGACAAGCACCGUGAAGGUGCCCAUGAUGGUCCAGUCAGGCAGCAUUGGUUACUUUCGUGACUCAGUCUUCCCCUGCCAGCUGAUACAGAUGGACUAUGUGGGAAAUGGAACUGCCUUCUUCAUUCUUCCAGACCAGGGCCAGAUGGACACUGUCAUCGCUGCACUUAGUCGGGACACAAUUGAUAGGUGGGGCAAGCUUAUGACCCCAAGGCAGGUGAACCUAUACAUCCCGAAAUUCUCCAUAUCUGAUACCUAUGACCUUAAAGACAUGCUGGAAGACCUGAACAUUAAGGACUUGCUCACCAACCAAUCAGAUUUCUCAGGCAACACCAAAGAUGUUCCCUUGACAUUAACGAUGGUCCACAAGGCCAUGCUACAACUGGAUGAAGGGAAUGUGUUGCCUAAUUCUACCAACGGGGCUCCCCUACACCUGCGCUCUGAACCACUUGACAUCAAGUUCAACAAGCCCUUCAUCCUCCUGCUCUUUGACAAGUUCACAUGGAGCAGCCUGAUGAUGAGCCAAGUGGUCAAUCCAGCCUAAGAACGUGUCCUGAGAAGCCUUGGUGCCAUCUGACUUUGAGGGAUGGAAGCCUUUCCCCAGUCUUCUCAGGGUCUCCCCAACCCAAUCUACUUUUAGAUAACUAGCAAUGAGUAGCCCUUGUUGCCACUCUCAAGACAAAGUCACUUGAGAAGGGAGCACUGAGAAAGAGGUAACAGUUAUUAAAGGAUGUUUUUGCAAA